UUUGUUAACGCGAGAGUUACUGCUGCCCUCCUGCACUAGGUCAACAUGUCGGAGUCUGAGCUUGGAAGGAAGUGGGACCGAUGCCUGGCUGAUUCGGCCGUUAAAUUUGGUGCUGGCCUGGGCCUUGGAAUUGUUUUCUCUGUUAUUUUCUUCAAAAGGAAGACCUGGCCCAUCGCGUUCUCAGCAGGUGUAGGUUUAGGUAUGGCUUAUUCCAACUGCCAGAAUGACUUUCAGUCUCCCUACCUUCUGCAUGGAAAAUUUGUGAAGGAACAGUGAAUCUGCGCACACAGACCUCGCCUCAAGCUGCCACAGGGCCCACAUCUGGAAUUGUACUUCAUGUAGAAGCAGCAGAGCUAUUAGCAGGAAUUGUUUUCACUGACCGGGCGGUCAUACGCUUGCAGUUUCAUUUUGUUUUGUAUUUUCUGCCAGAACAGUUAUGAGAAUAAAAAAGACAAAAAAAAUACAA
Bombina bombina (fire-bellied toad) is the source of this 466-nucleotide messenger RNA. RefSeq names its product mitochondrial contact site and cristae organizing system subunit 10 (gene MICOS10). Lineage: Eukaryota; Metazoa; Chordata; Amphibia; Anura; Bombinatoridae. The transcript is spliced from 4 exons. Gene Ontology annotation, cellular component: mitochondrial inner membrane; MICOS complex; mitochondrion. Bases 46 to 276 code for a protein of 76 amino acids. The record is from RefSeq and is a predicted model, not a curated record.